Moesziomyces antarcticus is the source of this 1293-nucleotide messenger RNA. RefSeq lists its product as uncharacterized. NCBI's taxonomy places the organism in Eukaryota, Fungi, Basidiomycota, Ustilaginomycetes, Ustilaginales, Ustilaginaceae. The record is from RefSeq and is a predicted model, not a curated record. Bases 1 to 1293 code for a protein of 430 amino acids. The transcript has a single exon.
AUGAACGACGAACACGCAGCCGCCUCUUGGCCGCAUCUCUCCACCUCGGCCUCUACGACGGCGUCGAACACGGCGCCACCCACGCCUCCGUCGCAUCGCGCACUUGCGACAGCAAAGGACGAGUUCGAUGAAGAAAGCGGACUGCCUGCGCUGCAUCUGCUCAAUAUGGCGUGCGACGAUGCAGUGUCGGAUGGGAGCGACGAGGCGGACGGAUUCUUUGCGCUCGAUAUGGGCGUGAGCAUCGACCAGCAACUCCAGACCUCGGACGGCUUUGAGGCUCCGACAUCUACCUAUGCGCAUCCUGCACUCCGUCGUGCAUCCGAAUGCACCUACUCGUCGUCUCCACUCCAGAACGUCGGACUGGACCCGGUGAUUGCGUGUCGCUCGCGCACAUCGCCUACGCAGGCUGAUGCAGCCGCAGUAGCCGAAACCGCUUCGCCGGCGAGCUUUGGACCCAUCGCACCCGAGGUGGAUGCAAAGGGCAAUCUCGAGUACAAGCUCAAGAUCCUUCCGCCGAGCCGCGAACGAUUCGACAGGCUGGUGACGCAGCUCAAGUGGCGGCUGCUCGAGGGUGGAGGCGUGGCGGUGUACGAGAUCGGCGUGCUCGACGACGGCACGCUCAUCGGGCUCGAUCCCGACUCGAUGAAGGACUCGCUCAAGCUGCUUGCCCUCAUGGCGGGCGAGGUGGGCGCCGAGUGCAGUGUGCACCGCGUGCUGGCGCUCGAGCGUAUUGCGGCUGCAUCCGAACUGAGCCUUCGGGCACUGGCGCCGGAAGAGGCAGUCGAGUGUCUGCAGCCGUACAUUGCAUCGGCGGCGGAGCUGCAACCAGAGAUCCGCGAGCAGAUUUUGCAGCAAGCAAAGGCAGGAAUGUACAGAUUCGACAUGGCCGAACAGCAGCACAUCCCCACCGCGCUGCAUCAGUCGCCGUCGUCCAAGAUGGUUCCUCGCUCCAGCAGCAGCAACAAGCGCACGCUGGACGUCGACGCUUCGGCCGUGGUGUAUCUGCCGUCGAAGGAGGAGAAGCGUCUCAUGCGGGCCGAGGCACAGGCGGAGACGCAAGAGCGCAGCAUGAACAAGAUGACACGCGUCGCCGACUCGGUGCAGCCCAAGACGGCACGCGCGAGGGCACGAACGCAGAGGCACACAGUGUCGGGCUACGAGAGCGUCCUCGCCUCAGCCGGCGUGCUGUCCGAGCGUGCUGCGCGCAAGCUGUACGGCAGUCCGCAAGAGCGAGAGCACCACCAACACGCGGCCAGACUCAUCGUCGAAGCAGUGGUGCGUGCUGCGAUCUAA